AUGUACUACAUGCUUGAUACCAGAGAAGGCGAGCGGGCAGUGUAUCGUUUAGUCACAGCGCGUCAUCGCCCAAGGUUGGAUAUGGAACACACCAAGACCGUUAAGGGAGCUGAUGGAGCCGUUCUGCGCCGCUCUGGUCAGAUCCUUGAGAGGUGGCGAGAGUACUCCAAUCACUUGUGUAACGAAGAGUUCUGUCAUCCUCCGAUCCCAACUGUUCCCAGCGUCGAGGGUCCUGUUCUAUCAAUUACUGCCGUCGAAGUCGGUGCUGCCCUCGCAAAAAUGAAGUCGAACAAGGCAACCGGUCCUGAUGACAUACCUGCUGAUGUGUGGAAGCUGCUAGGAGAUCGAGGGUCCGUGUGGCUCGCAACUCUAUUUAACAAGAUCGUUGCAGAAGGACGGACUCCAGACGUUUGGCAAACUUCCGUGACCGUGCCUGUCUGGAAAGGGAAAGAAGACAUUUCUGACUGCAUUUCGUACAGGCCUAUACGACUGCUGUGCCAUACGAUGAAGGUUUUUGAGCGCGUCCUGGAAGCUCGUCUGAGGAAAAUUGUCAGCGUUUCACUCAACCAGUGCGGUUUUGUGAAGGACUGCAGCACUAUAGAUGCUAUCCAUGCUGUCCGUAUCCUCCUGGAGAAACAUCGAGAGAAGAACCGCAGUGUGCAUCUUGCUUUUCUCGAUCUCGAGAAAGCUUUCGACGGUGUCCCUCAUGAGCUGUUAUAG
Molecule: messenger RNA, 720 nt
Organism: Necator americanus (New World hookworm)
Lineage: Eukaryota; Metazoa; Nematoda; Chromadorea; Rhabditida; Ancylostomatidae
Exons: 1
Coding region: 1-720 (239 amino acids)
Source: RefSeq, a predicted model, not a curated record